Molecule: messenger RNA, 1326 nt
Organism: Ctenocephalides felis (cat flea)
Lineage: Eukaryota; Metazoa; Arthropoda; Insecta; Siphonaptera; Pulicidae
Product: differentially expressed in FDCP 8 homolog
Exons: 8
Coding region: 1-1326 (441 amino acids)
Source: RefSeq, a predicted model, not a curated record
AUGGAAAGUGUUCGUGAAGGCUACGCAACAGCCCCAACAGACAUUUGCAUACAAAUAAACCCUCCAGAAACAAUAACAAGUUCGAAUAGUUCUUUAUCUUUGGAAGAGGAGUCUCAGGCUAUUCCUUCGGGGCUUAUUAAGUAUAAAUGGCAAUUGAUAUUAGGAGAUAAAGCGACUCUGCCAGAAAUUCUACAUAGUAUCGAGCAAUGCAAAGCAUUAGUUUUGGAGACUGAAAGUGGCUCCGAAGAACGUAAAUGGGUUGUCAGGCAUUUGGUGGAGUUACGACUGUGUGCUGAGGAGUUGAAGGAUGCUUUGGAGGAUCCCAAUUUGCAAAAGGAACUUACAAAAGUAAUAUUAGGGCAUCAUUUUAAAUUAAGACAACAAGCACCGACUACUAGAAGACAACAUUGCGAUCAUUGCAGUGGAACAAUAUGGAGCGUUGUACAAGCUUCUUAUAUUUGUACAGAUUGUGGUUUCUGCUGCCACCACAAAUGUGUCGGCCACAUUUUGCGAGUUUGUGCAAAUGUGAUUGUUACAGAAAUGGGAAAACCGAUCAUAGAUAUUUGUCCUGAGAAAGGAUUGGCUUCACAAUUUUAUAAAUGCUUUGAAUGCAAGACAUUGCUAAUAAAUAAAAAUCUGGAUCCUAGACUUUGUGACUACACAGGAAAUUAUUAUUGUUCGACAUGUCAUUGGAAUUCAGAGGCAAUUAUCCCAGCAAGAGUUAUCCAAAAUUGGGAUUUUGAACCACGUCCUGUAAGCCAAUCAUCUUUGCAAGUUCUAAAUUUAUUUUACAAUCGUCCUGUGAUCGAUUUACAAAGACUGAACCCGAGACUGUUGGAUUUUGUUCCUGAAUUAAGUGUUGUCAAGAAAAAUCGUGAAGACCUAGUAUCAAUGAUGAAAUAUAUAACAGCCUGUAGAAAGGCUCAAGAAGAUAAUUUAAUACAACACAUCACCGGAAAACGACAUUUGGUGGAAGAAUUUGUAGAAACCAAAGAUUCCGGAGAAUCACCGGAGUCAUACUUUUUAUACAGCAUGUCGGAUUUAGAAGGAAUUUUCAAUGGAAGCUUAAAUAACUUUUUGAUAGACUUAAGAGAGAAAUAUCGUACGCAUAUCAUCAAUUGUGAGAUUUGCAAAGCAAAAGGCUAUUUAUGCGAACUGUGUGGCAACAACGAAAUAAUUUACCCUUUUGACAGUUGUGCGAUGCCAUGUUGGAAAUGCAAUUCGAUUUUCCAUCGACUUUGUUGGACGAAAAAGGCAAAGUGUUGCCCGAAGUGCACGAGGAUCGAGAGGAGACAAAACGAAACCAAAAUUGAAAACGACAUAUAA